GCAAGAGGGCCAGAAAGAAGUGCACAACUCACAAACACUAUUUUCACACAUUUCUAUAAUUUAACAAACGCUCGUUACGCUCCAAACUACCCACCGCCUAUCUCCCCGCCGUGCACAAGGUGUCUUGGGUCUUGUCAGUCUUCGUUUUGGACAGCCUCUCAACGUUCAUGGAGUUUUUCAUAAGUAUGUCUGAAACCCUAAAAUACAAUGAUGAUGAUCAUAAAACGGUAUUUUUAAAGACUCUAAAUGAACAACGCCUUGAAGGUGAAUUUUGUGAUAUUGCUAUUGUGGUGGAAGAUGUAAAAUUCCGAGCCCACAGAUGUGUACUGGCAGCAUGCAGUACCUACUUCAAGAAGCUUUUUAAGAAGUUGGAAGUUGACAGCUCCUCAGUAAUUGAAAUUGAUUUCUUGCGAUCUGAUAUAUUCGAGGAAGUUCUCAAUUACAUGUAUACUGCUAAGAUUGCAGUCAAAAAGGAGGAUGUCAAUUUGAUGAUGUCAUCGGGCCAGAUACUUGGCAUUAGGUUUUUGGAUAAACUCUGUUCUCAAAAGCGUGAUGUUUCCACGACAGACGAGAACCCUUCCUCUCCAAAAAAUAAAUACGCGUAUGAGACAAGCUUGAAAAUAACACGUCCGGUUGGUGGGGCUAAUGACAGUCAGGAUGAUGAUGUGGAGGAGAUUGGCGAUCAAGAUGAUAGUCCUUCGGAUGACACAGUUGGGGGCACUCCCCAGGGCCAUGAGGAGAAGUCGCCCACUGCAACACUGCGGGUACAGGAAGCAAUUCUCAAAGAGUUAGGAAGUGAGGAAGUCAGGAAAGUUAAUUGUUACGGCCAGGAAGUUGAGGCAAUGGAGACGACCGAACCAAAGGAUUUGGGCGUGCAGACCCCACAAGCCUUAACAUACAAUGAUAGCAUCAGUGAAGUAAAGGAUGAACAAGCACCCGCAUGGACCACUGCCACCGGCGACAUGAAGUUUGAGUACUUAUUGUAUGGGCACAGGGAACAAUUUGCAUGUCAGGCGUGUGGCAAAGCAUUUACAGAUGAAGCAAGGCUUAGAAAGCAUGAGAAGUUGCAUACUGCAGAAAGACCUUUUGUCUGUGAAAUGUGUGCCAAAGCAUUUACUACGCAAGCUCACCUAAAAGAACAUCUGAAAAUCCACACGGGCUACAAACCGUACAGCUGCGACGUGUGUGCCAAAUCUUUUAUCAGAGCUCCAGAUCUCAAAAAGCACGAGCGGGUACACAGCAACGAGAGACCGUUUGCAUGCCAUCUGUGCGACAAAGCGUUCAAGCACAAGUCUCAUUUAAAAGACCACGAGAGGAGACACCGAGGAGAGAAACCAUUUAUCUGUGCUUCCUGCACCAAAGCAUUCGCAAAAGCCUCUGACUUGAAACGCCACGAGAACAAUAUGCAUAGCGAGCAACGCAAGCAAGUCACAACCAGUGCCAUACAGAGCGAGACCGAACAGUUACAGGCAGCGGCCAUGGCAGCAGAAGCAGAGCAACAGCUUGAAACCAUUGCAUGUAGCUAAAUGGAUCCUGCGCAUGUGUAUUAACACUACUCUGAACCUGUAAGGCCAUCCUGACGGCCGGCUAAUGAUGUGUUUGUAUCCACGGGCUUUACAAAAGAUGGGGACAGUGAUAGUUUUAGAAAUAAAUGACGCAAUGAACUGUAAAUAAAGGAUUGGUACUAAUGAAUUUUGCUUUACAAACAAUGAAAUGUUAAUACCUACACAGAAAACAGUGGGCAUGAAUAACUGUAAAAGCCUUUUUUUUUUUUUUUUUUUUUUUUUUUUUUUUACGCCUGUGCUGUUACAUAUUUUGUGGAAGGAAAAAUGCAUCUGUAAAACCACUUUAAUAUGUAGUGGUUUUUCAGUAAUUAGUAACUAUGAACAUCUGAUUUAAGAAACAUUUUACAGAUGAAUGAGAGCCACCAAUUCUGUUUUUAUCCUGUCCGUGUGGAUGAAUGCAUAGAUAUAUAUAUAUAUACGUGGGGACGUUAUCUCCAUGUAUGCGUUUUUAUGUAUGCUAUUGUAUAUACACACAUAUAUACUUAAAAGUAUUAUGCAUUUUUUAGAAAAAAAUAACAGGAAAUAGGCGUGCAUAAGUGUUCUUUUUUAUUUUUUAAAAACAAUUAUUUUACAUGUUCAUUCUCAUGU
Spea bombifrons (plains spadefoot toad) is the source of this 2153-nucleotide messenger RNA. It is a transcript of the gene ZBTB14, whose product is annotated as zinc finger and BTB domain containing 14. Gene Ontology annotation, cellular component: nucleus. Bases 168 to 1526 code for a protein of 452 amino acids. Gene Ontology annotation, biological process: regulation of transcription by RNA polymerase II. The transcript has 3 exons. The record is from RefSeq and is a predicted model, not a curated record. NCBI's taxonomy places the organism in Eukaryota, Metazoa, Chordata, Amphibia, Anura, Pelobatidae. Gene Ontology annotation, molecular function: protein binding; DNA-binding transcription factor activity, RNA polymerase II-specific; RNA polymerase II cis-regulatory region sequence-specific DNA binding.